Messenger RNA from Micropterus dolomieu (smallmouth bass), 5935 nucleotides. RefSeq names its product death effector domain containing (gene dedd). The record is from RefSeq and is a predicted model, not a curated record. Lineage: Eukaryota; Metazoa; Chordata; Actinopteri; Centrarchiformes; Centrarchidae. Gene Ontology annotation, cellular component: nucleolus. Bases 387 to 1595 code for a protein of 402 amino acids. Gene Ontology annotation, biological process: extrinsic apoptotic signaling pathway via death domain receptors; apoptotic process; regulation of apoptotic process. The transcript has 5 exons. Gene Ontology annotation, molecular function: protein binding; DNA binding.
AAGAAGCACGCUCGGUAACCCGGAACCGAAGUUCGCUGUGAACUGGACGUUCUUUCAUUUUAGCUGAAGAACGAAAAUUGUCUGCUUGUUUUCCCCAUGAUGUCUGUCUGAGGACCAAAAGCAUUAAACGAACUCUUAUUCCUGGCCUGAAAGAGGCCGUGCCGCACACGAAGAGACUGGGAACAUAUCUGUUGACCUAAACAAUUUAACGGAACCGUUACCGGUCGUCAAAGAAGCUUUGCUGUUCCUUUAACUUAGACACUGGGAAUCCAACUCAGCGUUAUAUCGUGUCUGACUCGUCAAGAAUAUCUGACAAGACAGGAGCUCAUCAGUUGACGAAGAGGAAGACAGCAGGAGUUGCAGGGAUUCGAGCAUCGGGCCCUGAGAUGACAUCACAGCAGCCACAGCUCCCCAAUGCUGUUAUUCCUCCCCAGCUUGCCCAGAACUCCUCUGCUCCGCAGGCCCGGCCUCACAUUCAGGCAAAUCAGCUGGACUCAAGUCAGAGCAGUGCAGGGCCUCUGGACCACAGAGCUCUGACAGGCAGGCCGGGCUGCUCCGGUGUGGCAGCGACCAACGGGGAGGUGGCUAACAGGAACGUUUCUGCCUCCUGCACCAAGUCCAGCUUGUCCAGAAGAGAUGGGGGCUUUGAGCCAUGGCCCGAGGAAGCAGUGGACAACUCCCAUGGGCUGUACUCACUGCACCGCAUGUUUGACAUAGUUGGAGCCCAGCUGACACACCGGGAUGUCAGGGUACUGUCAUUCCUGUUUGUUGAUGUGAUCGACGAGUACGAGCGUGGUGGCAUCAGGAGUGGAAGGGAUUUCCUGCUGGCCCUAGAGCGCCAGGGUCGCUGUGAUGAGACCAACUUCCGACACGUUCUCCAGCUUCUAAGGAUUAUCACUCGCCAUGACCUGUUGCCUUAUGUCACACUCAGGAAACGGCAGGCCGUGUGCCCAGACCCUGUUGACAAAUACCUGGAAGAGACGUCAGUGCGCUACAUUUCACCAAGAGGAGCAGUGCAGAGCAAGGACACAGCGCCUCACAGACGAACAGGUCCUCAGCCAGUCAUUUGCUGUUCCCCGUCAGGACCCCAUGUUGGCCCUCCCCGAACAAAGCCAGCUCCUCCUGUUCCAAACCGCAAACGGAGGAGAAGUCAUUCCUCAGCUGACUGCAGAGAGAAGCAAACAUGUGAUAUCCGCCUCCGGGUUCGCGCUGAAUACUGCCAGCAUGAGUCUGCGCUUCAAGGCAACGUCUUCUCCAACAAGCAAGAGGCAGUGGAGCGACAGUUUGAGCGCUUCAACCAGGCCAACACAAUCCUCAAAUCCCGAGACUUAGGCUCCAUCAUCUGUGACAUCAAGUUCUCUGAGCUCACCUACUUGGAUGCCUUCUGGAGGGACUACAUCAAUGGAUCUUUGCUUGAGGCCCUUAAAGGGGUAUUUAUCACAGAUUCCUUAAAACAGGCUGUGGGCCAUGAGGCUAUAAAACUGUUGGUCAACGUUGAUGAGGAGGACUACCAGGCUGGUCGACGCAAACUGCUCCGUAAUUUGGUCACAAAUGGAGGGAGCCCACCAGGAGCUAACAAAGACUGUGUAUCUUAGACGCACUCUUCAGGUGGAAGCAUAUGGGAGGAACGCUGCUGUGCCUCCCCCACAGGGAAUAGAGUGAGAUGUGGUUGUGUCGUUUGAGGUGCCCGGAAUGUGUGCCUGAAAGGAACUAAAGAACUUCUAGCCACCACAUUGAUUCCUUGAGAGCUAAGGUCAUAGGACAUCUUCUUGGCACCCCUAAGCGUAGCAUGCGAGAUGAUUGGGAACUAUGUUAGCAGAAAGAAGUAGGCGAUGCAUACAGGUUGACAUUAUUUUGAAUGUUAAGCUGCUCAUUUUCUUCAAGGAGGAGAAUGCUGAUUCAUGUGUGCAUUGAAUUGAACUAAUUUCUUGUUUCUGGUAUGUUAGCUCAUUGAAACACAUUUGUUAACUCUAAUGAUACUCUUCACUCCUGUUCAAAAGUGGAGUUAUUUUCAAUACAGGAAACAUGCUUAACACUGACAAGUUACUCCCAGUGGGAGUUGUACCUUAUUGUCAAACUGGUUCAUCUCUUUUCCAGGUUUUUCAGGUACAUUACAGAUUGAUUGGAUUAACCCAAUGAGAGAGUGUUCUGUAUGUUAUAGAAAGGCGCAGACCCUAGUUGACCUACAAUUUGUUUUUUCUAUCAGCUUAUUAUCCUACUUUCCCAAAACUUUGCAGAGUUUCCUUGUCUGGAAAGAUGAACCCUUCCAGAGCCUUUUUAUUGGCUCAUAUUUGGUCACUGUUUGACAUUAUUGUGUUUUGGCUUUGUUUUAACCAGUUAUCAUGUUUUACAACAUAGCUUGUUACCAGCAGCUGUGAUUCUGGCCUAAUUUGAAGUGUCACGUCACUGCCAAUAUUUAAAACCUUGUGGAUUGUUCUAAUGUUUUGUCGUUUUCCAAUGAAACAUUGAGUCGUUCACAGGUGUUUUAGAUUUGUUUGAUUUGCAAAUCAGUGCCAGUUUCAUUGUCCGCCUGUAACUCUGGACCUCUGCUUACUGACCCUCUCACUCAUGUUCACUUUUAUAUAUAUAUUUAUAUAUAUAUAUAUAUAUGUAUAUGUUACUGUAGAUAUAUCAGACAGAUAUACCACUGAACAUUUUAUUUUAUUUGAAGUGACAAAUGACAACAAAUCAACAAACCAACAGCAGAUGAAAAUCACAGCCAGUAUGUGGACAGUCAUCUCAGUUGUGCAGGUGGUAAGAUGCCAGAACAACUUUAAAUAAUUCACAGGGCUUGGGCUUGUUUUUGUGAAGUUAAAGAUAUUUCACUCAACCGUACUUGGAAGUUUCACAAGUGAAAUCCUCAGCACAUUCUCUGUGGAUAUCUCGUGCCUCCUUGUGGAAGAGGAUGUUGAGGCGACAUACUCAGAAGGCGUUAUGAGCAGGUGUUGCACUCACUUCCUCAUCUAGUCGCUUGACAUCCUGUUGGUCAUGUAGGAGAAACGACAUCCUUCUCCGUCGGGAGGUGUGACAUCUCCAUGGGCUUUCACAAACUUCUAAGGUUUUAAAACUGAAAAAAUAGGACGUUGUGGACCAACAGAAUAGCAAGGCAUAUAGCAUGUUGAUCCACUACAGUUUAAUGCGCAGUUCCUUAACAAUAACAUGCUUCUAGUGGUAGAAGACCACUUCUACAGUGUAGCCUGAAAUGCUAAUUAACCAAAAUGUGAAUUUACAUUCUUUAUCUUCCUUUUUUUUUUGGGUAACCGUGGAAUGAGAUGAAUUAACAGACAUUAGGUUCGGUGGGUGCCUGUAACAAGCACAUGUUGACAGUAUUACUGAUUAUAGCUUUAAUUUUAUGCAGUCAUAAAAAUACACUCAGUGGCCACUGUUAUUGUAGUUCCGGGAAGCCCCCCUUGAACAGCCUGAGAUCUUCAUCGCAUGGAUUCAACAAGGUGUUGGCGAGUAGAGAUUCAUGUUAACAUGAUAGCCUCAAGUAAUUUGUUGUCCAGGCUGCAGGAGUCCAACAAGGUCAGCGUCAGCAAGCUUCAGAAAUGGUGCACAGCAUUAACAGUUUGUGACAUACCCAUUGACGAGUCCGCCGCAGGUGCCGUUGAGCCCAUGGCGUUAUCCAUAGUUCCGCCCUUUGUUCUUCUUGUAGAGGCAAAACAUUGCAGGCUGGCGGUACCAAGUGCAAAGCAAACCUUCUCAAUUCCAGUGAUUUUUUUUUUUUUUUUCAUAGAAAUUAAGUUCAGAGUUUAUGGAACUGUUGACAGUGGUUUGACUUUGUGAAUUAGGAACACAGACUGUCCACUACUGCCAUACUAUUUUAUCUCAUGCAGGUGCAGGACUGCUGUGCAUGUUGGCGGCCAACUGGCUGUAGGCUGUAGUCUCACUUUUAACAAAAAACGUGAGUCGACCAACAUUAUCACCAGACAAUGUCAGUGUAAGACGUAUCCUACAAAAUCCUGGAUUAUGUUCAGAGACAACAUCCUUCAAAGUCUUGCUUUCUGCGAUGUCAUGAGCAUGGCAAUUGCACUAUCGUUAUGGUUAGAAAAAUAUUGUGGUUAUGUUUAAUAAAUAGGCAAAUUUCAAUUGCAGGUCCGGGAUGCAAUCUCCAAUCUUCUGUAUCAAAGUCAGACCCACACAUGCCCAUCUAUCAACCCAACCUCCACACCCUUACUUUCAAGUGCAUAAAGAACACACUGCUUACUACACUGGCACUGAAUGUUGGCAUUUGACGUAAAUCAUGACGUGCAGAAUCGUUCGGUAUGCGGACAAUUCCUCGGAAUACUGGCCGGAGUCAAUACCAAGUCAAGGGGGCGCCAUAGUCGUAUACUUUCAGAUUCUCUGAAUUGUGAUUUUUAAAAAAGAAAGAAUGGUGUACCAGUAACGUUUUGUUUGGAAAUGUUUAAUAUCAGUGAUAAUGUGUCAGAGUUGAAGUAUAACCACAAUGCUGUUUUGUGAUGAGAUUAUUUAGAUUUUAUAACAGAAGAAUGUUAGAGACUGGAUGUCAUUUUGGCAAGGACUGUCAUUUGAACUGCCAGUCUCUAAGGCUAAUAUCUUACAUUUUUCCUUCAUUUCUCAUUACUCAGUGCACAAAGCCAAAUGAUUGACAUAAAAACAUGUGCAGACUCAUACUGUGUACUUGUCAGCAAAGUAAUGUUUUGAUGCAUUUCUUCACUUCCCAUCUUGUUAUUUUACUUGCUGCAUUACAAAUGCAUUUCUUAUUCUUUUUGCCAAAUCUCUGUAAUCUCAUUUUGCCUCUGAUUUAAAAAUGUAAUGAACUCUUGUCUAGCUUUCCAUCAGGUAGCAUUUUACUUUUAUGUACCCUAUUAAAUUCAGUGUAUGUUUCUGCCAAAUAUAUUCUUCCUGCUACAAAAGCCCUUAUCUCUGCUGUAUCAUACCAUCCAUGGGUACAUAUCCGAACUCACAAGUCAUGACUGACAGGCCACUAUUACUGUGAAUUAUAUAGAGUAGGCCUACAUUUUAUAUUUUUACCCCAGUGGAAUUUCAUGUAAAGGUUGCAAGUUAGUAUCUAUUAUAUAGGUUGGUGUAUGUUCUGUUCGUUGUAUGUUAUGUUAGUUGUUAAAUGCAGCUGUCUCUUACACAAAAUUGCAUGUAACCUGUUAGGAUCUCCUGAAAUGUCAUAGAAACUCACAGUGCUAACAAUUUGUAAAUAACUUUAUUGGAUGUCAGGUUUUCUUACUGCAAUUUUGCAUUUCUUUCAGAAAACAGACAAGUAGGACUGUUAAUAAAUGAGAUGGAUGGGUUUUGUUGAAGUCCCAGUCCUAAUUAUUUUUAUUAUGUCACAUGGCAAAAUUUUGGGUGGAAAUCUGUGUACAAACUCCAGAUAAGAAAGUAUAGAGGACAUAUUUAAACAUGGUUUCCUGAUAGAUAUAAUGCUUAUUAUGGACUCGACCAAUAUUUUAGAAAUUUUGCUAAAACCUUUUCCUGCUUUGACACACCAACCCUGUGUAUGAUGUGGAAUGUGUAUGAUAAUUUACAUUAGACUGAUCCUGGGUGCAUCUCAUUUCUCUUACACAUUUGUUCUCAUUCCCUCUUGCUCCUCAGCUCAUCACACUCGCGACGUGAGGAAAACAUACAAGGAAGGAGAAAUCCAGGCAGCACAUUUUGUCUGACUGACGAGGCAAACCAAGUUUAUUCAGGCCAAGAAUGUUCUUGCAGAGACUUGAAUGUAAUGUAUGUCAGUGUGAACCCCACAAUCUACUGGUAUGAUGGUAUUGCUUUCAACACAUACCCUAAAUGAAAUGAUAAAAGAUUUGGUGGUUAGACCAACAAAAGUUAACCUUGCUGUGUUUCUAUAUGCCAUGGAUACUCUGCAAACUGAGCUUUGGCUAACCACUGCUACAGCAGGUCUGCUGUCAGUCAGUGUGAUCCAACGUGUACAAAAUAGAUUAAACAAAUUUAUGAAAAUAUG